AUGAACGGCGUCGUCCUCGGCGGCGGCACGGGCGACAGCGGCGUGUCCUCGUUCGGGUUCAAGCGUCCUCGCAAGCUCGGCGUCUCGACGCGGCGCCCCGAUCACGACGCGUCGCACGUCGGCGGCGCGAACGCGGUGGAGAUCGACGACCAGGACGGGAUCCUGUACACCGCGGGGCGCGACGGGACGAUACGCGGAUGGGACGUGGAACGCCAACCGUCGCUUCCGCCGCGAUGCGUCGCCGUUCUCGAGGGGCACGCCGGGUGGGUGAACGAUCUCAAGGCGCCGCGGCAGUCGCCCGGGACGCUGCUCUCCGCGUCGAGCGAUCGCACGGUCAAGGCGUGGCGGAUCGGCGGCGAUUCCGACGCGCACGGCGCGGAAGGCGAACCGUCGCAGCCGCGGUGCGUCGCGACGAUGGAGCGGCACGACGACUACGUCAUGGCGCUCGCGACGCCGUCGCGCGCCGGCGGUCGCGAGCACUUCGCGAGCGGCGGCCUCGGCGCCGAUAACGUCUACCUGUGGGACGCCAACGUCGCGACGAACCCGAUCGGCGUCUUGAAAGCGUGCGGCGGCGACGUCGCGUCGCCGAGCAUCGCGCGUCCGCUAGACGGGAGCAAGGCGAGCGUGUACGCCCUCGCGAUGGACGGCGUCGGCGCCGUCGUCGCCGCCGGGUCCACGGAUGCCAUCGUCAGGGUCUGGGACGCGCGCGACCCCUCCGGGUGCGCCAAACCCGCGUUCAAGCUGAAGGGCCACGCGGACAACGUGCGGUCGAUCGCGAUCGACCCGAGCGGUCGCAUGUGUCUCACCGCGAGCAGCGACCGCACGUUGCGCCUGUGGGAUCUCGGGCAGCGGCGGUGCGUGCAGAGUCUCCCGGGCGUGCACGCGUGCGCGGCGUGGGCGGCGAGACCGGCGGACGACAGCUGGCACCGCGCGUACUCGGGCGGCAGCGACGGACGGGUCUACGUCACCGACCUCGCGCACCGACGCAGCUCGCUGCUGUUCCAGGAGAAGCACGGCGUGUUGGAUCUGAGGGUGGACGCGAGGAGCGGGGGGAAGCACGUGUGGACGGCGACGAUGGGGACGGAAGUGAACAAGUACCGCGUCGACGUGACGAGCGGCGAGCACGACGCGUUCGGGGUCGCGGGGUCGAUCGGAUCGAACGGAUCGAUCGGCGGGCGGCGGCGGCAGUCCGGCGGGCUGAUUGAUCGCAUGUCCAUCGACGGGGGUUCCCAUUCCCAUUCCCACCAUCACCACGGAGAGAGCGGCGCGUCGAUGUCGAUGGGCGGCGGGUCCUCGCCGCACGGCGCCCUUUGGUUCUCCGCGGGGCGGUCCCCGCGAAAGAGCGGCGGCGCGAAUCCGUUCGCGUCGCCGUCGUCGUCGCCGUUCGCCGCUUCAAGCGCGGCGUCCGCACGCGCGGCGGCGUCGCACGCGCUUCCGUCCGUCACGAUCCGCGGCGCCGCGCCGAUCGUGCAGCACGCGCAGCUGAACGACCGCGUGCGCGUCCUCGCGAAGGACGCGAACGGCGAGGUCACGCUGUGGGACGUCACCAAGUGCGCGCUCGUUCGAACGUUCGCGCCCGGAAGCGUCUUCGAAGACGUGCUCGCCGCGAUCAACCCGAUCGUCGCGAUCCCGUCGUGGUUCACCGUGGACUCGCGAUCGGGCAGCCUCGCGAUCACGCUGUCUCCGAGCGGCGCGUUCGCCGCGGAGGCGUACGCGCAGGAGAUGGGCGUCCCCGGCGCGAUCGCGGAGACGAAGAUAAACGUCGGCGUGCAGACGAUUCACGCGUUGCUCCGCGACUGGGCGGCUCGACGCGCGGCGCGCGCCGAGGACGAAAACGAUACCCGCACCGCCUUCUACGGGUACUCCGCCGCGCACGCGAGCGACGACCACGACCCGUCCAAGCUGGAUCCGUGCGACGACGCGGGCGCGUUCGCGACGCCGGACCCGCCGCCCGUCUUGCUGUGCGAACACCACGGCGGCGCUUCGUGGGUGCGCGUGCCCGUCGAGGGUUUGCGCGGCGGCGACGACGAGGAAGCGUUGAUGCCGGAGUGGAUCGUCGACUGCGCGAGCGGUCGGCACCCGGUGCCGGAGUCCGCCAAGGCGUCGUUUUUCGUCAACCCGGACCCGGACGUUGAGACGCCGCUGCCGUGCAUACAGAACGCGAGGGUGACCGCGCCGAGGGUGCUGCAGUCGCGUAAGGUGUCCGCGUACGUCCUGCAGAAGCUCCGAGUGGAGGCGCCGGGGGGCGCGAGGCCCGAGGAUUGCCUCUCGCUGACGUGCAACGGCGCGGAGUGCGACCCGAACAUGUCGAUGGCGACGAUCGCGAAGUUCAUGUGGAAGCGCGGGGACGAGGUGCAGCUGUUGUAUUCGUGGAGGGAGGGCGUGCCGAUGCCCGACGGCUUGGGAGGCGACGGGCUCGCGUCGGGGUGACGACGACGCGGCGAUUGAUGUUAAUAACGUUGUAAACGCGCGAGCGAGCUCCGAUCAAAACC
Molecule: messenger RNA, 2492 nt
Organism: Micromonas pusilla CCMP1545
Lineage: Eukaryota; Viridiplantae; Chlorophyta; Mamiellophyceae; Mamiellales; Mamiellaceae
Exons: 4
Coding region: 1-2430 (809 amino acids)
Molecular function (GO): protein binding
Source: RefSeq, a predicted model, not a curated record